GUUUCCUUAGCAAACCUUGUUUUUGGUAUAUUCUCUGCGUUUUCUCGUUUUUCAUCCAGAUAGCAUCAGAACUCACUGUAGGUUUUGCGAAUUUCCAUGACCGACUUCAUUUCAACAGAAUAGCUUCUUUGAGCCUAGAAGGGUGUUGAUCAUGUUCUCGAUGCAUAAAUUUAUAAUCUUGAUGGCUAAGGACAGAGAUUGAGGAUAAAAAAAGCGAUUUCUAUGUUAUUGAGGAAUGCGUUGUAUUUGAAGGAGCUGAGAGUUGGGGUACCAGUGGGCGUGAGAUUGAAAGGCAUGACCUCUGAAAUGCAUUCAUCUAACCUUCCAAUGCCGGCUUCAGACUGGAAGAAAGACAGAGAACUUAAGAUUUCUGAAGAUUGCAGCGAACACUCGGAGAAGAGUAUUACUAAGGGAAAUUCUAUUGAAUCAGUUGAAAUUGAGGAAAUUAGAAGCAAUCCGGAUAAACUUGAUUCCAUGACUGUGAAGGAACUCAGGACAAUGACAAGGAGCGUAGGUUUGUCAACAAGUGGCAAUAAGCAGGAGUUGAUAUCUUCUCUGAAGUUUUUAUUGUUUAAAGGGAAAACCACAAUAUCAGAAGAUGUCUCGGACAAUAAACAAAAGCAAACCAAAAAAAGAAAGCAAAUGGUUGAGAGUUCUAUAGCUGAAGAUGAUUCAAAAUGUGUUCCGGAGUACAAUGAAUUGUCUAUCAAUACAGAAGAAGCUAUUGGAGCAAAGCAAUCUAGCUUGCAAAAACAGAUUUCUUCGAGGGUUCAAAGGCCCCAGAAAGUUUCUACUCAAAUAAGUAUAGCUGUAGAUUCUAAUGAACCCUGGACUAUGCUUGCACACAAGAAGCCACAAAAGGAGUGGAUUCCUUAUAAUCCCAGAACAAUGAGGCCUCCUUCUCUUGAUGAGGAUACAAACUUUAUUAAGCUCAUAUCCUGGAAUGUUAAUGGCUUGAGGGCUUUGCUCAAGCUGAAGAGUUUCCCUGCGCUUCAACUUGCCCAACACGAAAAUUUUGAUGUCUUGUGCUUGCAAGAAACUAAAUUACAAGAGAAGGAUGUGGAUUUGAUCACGAAGAAUCUGAUUGAUGGCUAUGAUAACAGCUAUUGGACCUGUAGUGUUUCAAAGCUGGGUUAUUCUGGAACUGCUAUUGUAUCAAAGAAAAAGCCAAUCUCAGUUAAUUAUGGACUCGGCAUAAUGGAUCACGAUACUGAAGGGAGAAUUUUGACUGUGGAGUUCGAUACGUUUUACUUGAUAAGUGGAUAUGUACCUAACUCUGGAGAUGGCUUGCGGAGAUUGGCUUACAGGGUUGAACAAUGGGAUCCAUCGCUUAGCAAUUACAUGAAGGAACUGGAAAAAGUAAAACCUGUGAUUUUAGCUGGUGACCUGAACUGUGCUCAAGAAGAGAUUGACAUCUAUGAUCCUGCGGGAAAUCGCCGGAGUGCUGGGUUUACAAAUGAAGAAAGGGAGUCAUUUCAAAAGAACUUCUUAUCUAAGGGCUUCGUGGACACCUUUAGAAGACAACACCCUAGUGUGGUAGCCUACACAUAUUGGGGUUAUAGACAUGGAGGGCGCAAGACAAAUAAAGGAUGGCGGCUUGAUUAUUUCUUAGUCUCAGAGAAAAUUGCAGAUAAAGUUCAUGAUUCCUAUAUUCUCCCACAUGUGGGUGGCAGCGAUCACUGUCCCAUAGGGCUAAUACUGAAGCUAUAGCUUCACAAUAGCUGCAGAUAAUUUGUGCUAAUUUUAUAGCAGGUUUCAGGCGGAAUCACUUCAUUUUGGAAAGGGAUUUAUCCUUUUUAGGUACUGAUUUCCUCAACCUUCCAAUAGAUUGCUGAACUCUUCUUCUACC
Phalaenopsis equestris is the source of this 1849-nucleotide messenger RNA. RefSeq names its product DNA-(apurinic or apyrimidinic site) lyase, chloroplastic. The transcript has 14 exons. Gene Ontology annotation, molecular function: endonuclease activity; DNA-(apurinic or apyrimidinic site) endonuclease activity; double-stranded DNA 3'-5' DNA exonuclease activity. Gene Ontology annotation, cellular component: nucleus. Lineage: Eukaryota; Viridiplantae; Streptophyta; Magnoliopsida; Asparagales; Orchidaceae. Gene Ontology annotation, biological process: base-excision repair. The record is from RefSeq and is a predicted model, not a curated record. The coding region runs from base 223 to 1710 and encodes 495 amino acids.